Solanum verrucosum is the source of this 514-nucleotide messenger RNA. RefSeq lists its product as uncharacterized. Lineage: Eukaryota; Viridiplantae; Streptophyta; Magnoliopsida; Solanales; Solanaceae. The record is from RefSeq and is a predicted model, not a curated record. Bases 1 to 303 code for a protein of 100 amino acids. The transcript has 2 exons.
AUGAGCCCAGAAAUUGAAUUGCUACUCAAGUCAAGAUACUCAAGAUUCUCAAAGCCUUCCCAGUCUGAUGAUAUUCCUGUCAAACGAUUUCUAGCAGAGUAUACAUCAGUGAGAUUUUUGGACAGCUUAAAAGAUGGAAAUGAACCCGUGAAGCUAUUCAAAUUGAAAUCCAGAAGAACAAGCUGGGUUAGAUUUUCCAUAGAAGAUGGAAUUGGACCUGUAAAAUUACAAGCUCUAAGUUCAACACGCGACAACUUCCUAAGGUUCCCUAUGGACUCAGGAACUCAGACUCAAGACAGUUAAAUUGGUGAAUUCCGCAAAGAACUCUGGAAUUGGUGCAGAUAAAUUGUUCCCAUCAAGACGGACAAUAGAGAGAAACUUAAGAUCAGCUAACGGAGUGAUACUGCCCGAGAAUGAAUCAGCGCUAAGGUCAAGACCAAUAACUUGGCCUUCACCGUUGCAAGUGACACCCUCCCAUUGACAGCAGUCAAUCCGCUGGUUCCACUUCACUAGC